AUGGCUUCAAAGAAUGCAGUGGUUAUAUUCAGCAAUAGUACAUGUUGUAUGUGUCAUGCCAUAAAGAGGCUCUUGUGUGGAAUGGGUGUCAAUCCAACUGUUUAUGAAUUGGAUAAUUAUAACACCACUUGGCAACCGGCCUUGUUUACUCUUCUUGCCAAUUCAUCCUCCGAUCUGCCUGUUGUUUUCAUAGGUGGCAAGCUCCUUGGCUCCAUGGACACUAUCAUGGCUGCUCAUAUUAAUGGCACACUAGUUCCUCUUUUAAAAGACGCUGGUGCUCUCUGGCUUUGA
Messenger RNA from Solanum tuberosum (potato), 291 nucleotides. Its product is annotated as glutaredoxin-C8. The coding region runs from base 1 to 291 and encodes 96 amino acids. The transcript has a single exon. The record is from RefSeq and is a predicted model, not a curated record. NCBI's taxonomy places the organism in Eukaryota, Viridiplantae, Streptophyta, Magnoliopsida, Solanales, Solanaceae.